Molecule: messenger RNA, 709 nt
Organism: Triticum urartu
Lineage: Eukaryota; Viridiplantae; Streptophyta; Magnoliopsida; Poales; Poaceae
Source: RefSeq, a predicted model, not a curated record
GGCGGCAUCACGGUGUCCACCGCGGUGAGGUUCAACGUGCUCACCAACUCCUUCCCGCCCUCCGCCGCCGUGUUCGCUCAGCCCUACAUGGUCGACAUCGCCCGGCACCUGGCCAGCACCAGCGCGCCGCUGCUCGCCAACGUGUACCCGUACUUUGCCUACAGCAGCAACCCGAGGGACAUCAAGCUCGACUACGCGACGUUCCAGCCGGGCGCGACACCCGUGAGGGACGCCGGCACCGGGCUCGUCUACACCAACCUCUUCAACGCCAUGGUCGACGCCAUGUACUUCGCGCUGGAGAAGGCCGGGGCGCCGGGCGUGAGGGUGGUGGUGUCAGAGAGCGGGUGGCCGUCCGCCGGCGGCCUCGCUGCGACGCCGGAGAACGCGCGGGCGUACAACCAGGGCCUCAUCAACCACGUGGCACACGGCACGCCCAAGAAGCCUGGACCCAUGGAGGCAUACGUGUUUGCCAUGUUCAACGAGAACCAGAAGCCCGGGGCUGAGACAGAAAGGCACUUUGGGCUCUUCUACCCCAACAAAACGCCGGUGUACCCCAUUAAUUUCGCAGGAGCAACAUUGGCGGCGGCCAACCACACCAACUCGUAUGGAUUCGGUGGACACUAGAGAUUAAUUGAUGCACGUUUACUAACAUAAUAAUAUGCUUGUAAUAAAGAGAAUAAAAAAUAGUAUGGAAUAAAUUACGCAUACU